Messenger RNA from Arvicanthis niloticus (Nile rat), 3424 nucleotides. Lineage: Eukaryota; Metazoa; Chordata; Mammalia; Rodentia; Muridae. The record is from RefSeq and is a predicted model, not a curated record.
UCACUCCUGAAGCCAUUGGCUUCCUGUCUGCCAUCGGGGUCUUUGUUGUCCUUCUGGCUGUCCUCGUCCUCUUCAUCAACAGGAAGCUGUGCUCUGAAAACGUAAGAGGACAUCUAAACCCAGAGCAACGAGGGAAAAGAAAGCACUCACGAGACAAGACUGGGGCCCACACAGGAGCUGCUGAGAAGUGUUGAGACUGAAAUGGUCACAGCCAUUAAGAGACCACCCUGUCAAACACAGUUGCUCUGUUCCCUGCAAAGAUCUACUCCAUAGACCUUGGUGCAAGAACCAGCAUGCUGCCUGGUUUUCUUUUCUGCCAACGGUGCUUACGUACUGCACAUGUUUUCUUUAUGUGUAUAUUAAUAAAGUUUUGCCUGUUAUAAAAAGAGAGAGACCUCCAGUUAAAUUUCUCAUCAUACUCGUUCUGUGUUUCAUAUAAGUUCCGAGUUAAGGAACCAAAUAAGUGGACUCUGGAGACAACAAGGUUGAUCAUGGUGUUGACCAUGGCGUCUCAGGAUGUCCAGAACUUCUUCCAACCUUUGUCUUCCUGGCUAUCCCGAGUUUAUGAAGCUCUCCAGCAAGCCGGGGAUGCGCUAUCUGCUUCACUAGUUCUUCUUAGCAAACACGACUCAGCACUGAGUGAUAAGCCAGAGCAGGACUUCGAUGCUACUCAGAUUCAGGAAACCUGCUUGGAAGAUGAAGAACAGGACGACAACGUUAGUCCAGAGGAGGCGAGCUCCCUGUUUCUUGACGAGGACCAUUUCUCAUGCUCUUUUAGUGAUCUGCAGGACUCUGUCCAAACACCAAGCCCCAGACUUGGUCAGCAAGCCAAAGACUCAAGCUCUGUAAUUCCCCAGUGGCCCAAUAAGAUCCCAGGGGGCCCGAAGCCCCGACAUGAGCUUUCUUCUAUCACCGAGGAAGAACAUCACUCUGAGAGGCAGAGAUGUGCCCUUCAGCAUGGCUCUGACACCCAGUUCCCUGGCACUUUAGAAAGCGUUAAUGGAAGAAAGCAAGUUAACAGCUUUGGGGAUGAUGAAGAGCCAUCCACAUCUUCUGGGAGUGACGAAGAUGUGAUUAAGCAGUUCGAGAUCUCGGUGUCCCGAUCCCAGAGUUUCCGCACAGGAGCCCCUGAUAAGGGAAAGAGAACAGAGCUGGAGCAGAAAACAAAAUGCAAGCGUUUGCUGUGUACCCACCAAGAAGGCAGUGCUGAAGGGUCUGCUUGUGAAGGUAUUCAUUGCAGCACACUGCAUUGCAGGCAAGGACAGGUCAAUGGUGUGGAUGGAACCAGCCACCUCAGUUAUUCCGAGAUUUUGUCUUACGAAGACCGUCCAAUUUCCAUCCUCUCACAAUCUCCCUGUGAGAGCAGGAACACCAGGCACCAUGGACCUUGUCAUCCAGAGACUGGCAUGGUCCGAAGCCUCAGUCGUCCAUGUGCAGACGGCGUCCUGGAGACGGAGACAGCUUUUAUUAGUCGGGGCUUUGAAGAUUCCUAUACCACCCACAGCUCUUCUAUGUGGAGUCCAGAGGAGCAGGAUGGGACCAGUCUUCAGGUACCACCCAGGCUUUCGGAGCCUAUCUCCAAAUGCGGUGACCUCGAUGUCAUCUUUGAAUAUAGAGCUGUAACCCAGAAGCUCACCGUGACCAUUGUGAGAGCACAGGGUCUCCCAGAUAAGGACCGAAGUGGUGUCAACUCCUGGCAAGUUCAUCUAGUGCUGCUGCCCAGUAAGAAACAGAGGGGUAAGACGAACAUACAGAGAGGGCCCAACCCUGUCUUCAAGGAAAAGGUCACCUUCACCAAGCUGGAGCCCAGAGAUGUGACUGCCUGUGCUGUCCGCUUCCGCCUGUAUGCUGCCCGUAAGAUGACCCGAGAGAGAAUGAUGGGAGAGAAGCUGUUCUGUCUCAGCCACUUGCACCCAGAAGGGGAAAUGAAAGUGACUCUGGUUCUGGAGCCAAGAAGCAAUCUGAGCAGUGGAGAGUCUCCGCUCAGCCCAUCUGUGGUGUCUCACAGUGAUAGUGCUUCAUCCACACAGUCACUGUCUCAUGGAGGGGUGCCAGAGCUAUUGGUGGGACUGUCCUACAAUGCCACAACAGGCCGAUUAUCUGUGGAAAUGAUCAAAGGCAGCCAUUUCCGCAACCUCGCUGCUAACCGAGCUCCCGAUACAUAUGGAAAACUUUUCCUCCUCAACUGUGUGGGUCAAGAGAUGUCCCGAUGCAAGACGUCCAUUCGGCGUGGCCAACCCAAUCCUGUCUAUAAAGAGACCUUUGUCUUCCAGGUGGCCCUCUUCCAGCUCUCAGAUGUUACCUUGAUGAUUUCCGUUUAUAGCAGGCGCACUAUGAAGCGUAAAGAGAUGAUUGGCUGGAUCGCUCUGGGUCAGAACAGCAGUGGAGAGGAGGAGCAGGAGCACUGGGAGGAAAUGAAGGAAAGCAAGGGCCAGCAGAUCUGCCGGUGGCAUACACUGUUGGAAUCCUAGGUGUAUAAACAACAUUCGUGUGCUGUGUCAACCUUGAUUAUCUGACAGCAGUGAGAUCAUUGGGGGCGGAGGAGCUUUCAGAUUGAGAAUUUUACUCAUCUUAGGUGAUUCUAUGGCUUGGGACAGUAUCAAAGGUUUGAUUUGAGUUUAAAUGUUGUCAUGAAAGGGAACCUACAUGUGCAGCAUGGGAAAUGGUAUCUGGUUGUGACCACUGGUUCUGUCACAAUCUGUGCUAAUGAGUGAUUGUGUUUUGGUUCACACUAUGUGGUGCAGCUUCUUCUCCCUGCUGUCUCCUUUUGCUGGGAGAAUAACCUGAGAUUUCAAAGGAGCUAUAAACGUUACUGUUUUCCAUCACUGAGGUGUAUGAAUCAGACUCUUCUUAGUGUUCAAAAUUCCAAACCAGAAAUGAAUCAGAUGAUGAGCACCAUGGAAGGAUACAACCAAUCCUCUGCCACCCCUGUUCUCUUUACAGGGAAAAAAAAAAGCCCUGUUUACUUAAACGGUAAUUGUUAGAAACUCGUGGUGUAAAAUAAAUUUGUAUUCAUGAAAUGUCUCUUUUUAUCUCAAUUAGAUAUCAGGAUUUCUAAAAGAAUUGGGUUAGACAAAUCAUCUUGAAGCUGUAAAACAGUUAAAAACUGAUUAUCUGACCUGUCUCUUUUUGAAUAUUUAAGAUUUCCAGAAUCAAGGAUUUUGUGCUUUCUUACUCAAUGUGCACCCAAAGAAGAAGAGGAAAACCUAGAAGAUAAUUUCAGUCUUGGCUUUCUUGGUGUUUCCAAGUCUGUCAUCCAUUUGGAUCAUACCUUUUCUAUAGAUAAUUGUACUAAUUCUCACAUGUAUUUUUUGUAUGUCCUUCUGCAUGCCAGCCACAUUCAUCUUUAUGCUAUGUACCUUGCCAGUAGAACAUAGAAAGAUGUGUAUAGCGGAUCUCAAUAAAUAUUGAUUUGAUUAACUUA